Trametes versicolor FP-101664 SS1 is the source of this 171-nucleotide messenger RNA. RefSeq lists its product as uncharacterized. Lineage: Eukaryota; Fungi; Basidiomycota; Agaricomycetes; Polyporales; Polyporaceae. The transcript has 2 exons. The coding region runs from base 1 to 171 and encodes 56 amino acids. The record is from RefSeq and is a predicted model, not a curated record.
AUGUCCCAAACACCCGCACAGCCCCCAGGCCCCGUGGUACCAGGAUCCCAAGAACGACACCGACCGGGGACCCUCAAAACUGCCGCCGGUAACCACCCGCCCACCACCUCAAAUUGCAUUCCUAUCCGUCGCCGCCUUUCCAUCACGCCCACAUCCAUCUCCUACCCGUGA